Durio zibethinus is the source of this 2030-nucleotide messenger RNA. It is a transcript of the gene NIT4, whose product is annotated as nitrilase 4. NCBI's taxonomy places the organism in Eukaryota, Viridiplantae, Streptophyta, Magnoliopsida, Malvales, Malvaceae. The record is from RefSeq and is a predicted model, not a curated record. Gene Ontology annotation, molecular function: nitrilase activity; nitrile hydratase activity. Gene Ontology annotation, biological process: detoxification of nitrogen compound.
AAAAGUUAUCUUGUAUUGUGUAUUUGUGCUCAAGUGCCUUUACUUGAUGAUGGAUGGUUGGCUGUUGGUAUGGGUUUGGCGGGGAGCGGUGUUAUCCCCUGCCACCACCAAGAACAAGCAUGGUUCACACAGUCAUUCAUGAAGGAAAAAAAAAAGGGAAUUUAUUAGAAUAGAAAGUUCUGGUAACCCCAAAACCGCUAAAAGCUUUGGAAACCACGGCUUCUUUCCAGCAUCAGCCUCUUUAUUAUUUUACAACAACUACCAUUCCAUAUGCAAACUUCUCUACUAGCUGACAAACAAAUCAACAAUUCAACUCCCAAACACAAGAUGUCACUAGUCCCUGUCCCACAACCUGACGGACCGCUCUUCGCCGAGGUGGACAUGGGUGGAGACGCCUCCUCCACUACCGUUCGAGCAACCGUGGUCCAAGCUUCAACCGUUUUCUAUGACACCCCUGCUACUUUAGAUAAGGCGGAGAGGUUGUUGGCUGAAGCAGCUGGGUACGGGUCUCAGCUGGUGGUGUUCCCUGAAGCGUUUAUAGGAGGAUAUCCACGCGGCUCCAAUUUUGGUGUUACCAUUGGGAACCGAACUGCUAAAGGGAAGGAAGAGUUUCGGAAAUAUCAUGCUUUAGCCAUUGAUGUUCCUGGUCCUGAAGUUGAUCGUUUGGCAGCCAUGGCUGGAAAGCAUAAGGUGUACUUGGUGAUGGGUGUGAUAGAGAGAGAUGGAUAUACUUUAUAUUGUACAGUUCUGUUUUUUGACUCUCAAGGUCGGUUCCUGGGGAAGCACCGAAAGAUCAUGCCCACAGCAUUGGAGCGUAUAAUUUGGGGAUUUGGAGAUGGAUCAACAAUUCCAGUUUUUGAGACUCCAAUUGGAAAAAUAGGUGCUGCCAUUUGUUGGGAAAAUAGAAUGCCACUUCUGAGGACAGCAAUGUAUGCAAAAGGUAUUGAAAUAUAUUGUGCACCUACUGCUGAUUCCAGGGAUGUGUGGCAAGCAUCAAUGACCCAUAUCGCUCUUGAGGGUGGGUGUUUUGUCUUGUCAGCCAACCAGUUCUGUCGGAGGAAAGACUACCCAUCUCCUCCAGAUUAUCUGUUUUCUGGGACAGAAGACGAACUCACUCCAGAUUCUGUUGUCUGUGCCGGAGGGAGUGUCAUUAUAUCACCAUCUGGAGCUAUUCUGGCUGGUCCCAAUUACAAUGGGGAGGCACUUGUAUCAGCAGAUCUAGAUCUUGGAGAAAUAGCUAGGGCGAAAUUCGAUUUUGAUGUGGUUGGGCAUUAUUCAAGACCAGAAGUGCUUAGCUUGAUUGUGAGAGACCAUCCUGCAAAACCAGUUUCUUUUACAUCAGCAUCUAAAAAACCGAAGACACUCACAAAUAGUGUGUGGUCUCAUUUCGCCCUCACUAAUAGUCAGAUGAAUAAAAGUUCUAAAGCCAUCUGAUGACUGUUGUAUUUUCCUGUAUCGGUUUUGAGUAUCAUUCGACAGAUGUAAAUUGUUAAUACGAAUCCAUAAGUAGAAAAUUACUUUGUGGGAAUGUGUAUCUCGUCUAAUGUUUAGAAUCGGUAAUGAUACAAACCUUGCUUCUGUGAAUCUCACGAGUUUACUUCAUGGAUUGGUGCUGCAUCAAAGCAGUUUAUUUUAUACCAAUAUCAAUACUUUUUGACUGUCAAUUUUCUCGGUUUGAAAGUUUAUUUUGGAAUUCAUUAGCUAGUAUGCAGGAAGUUCAGUUCCUUCUACUUGUCCCUGCCUCCUCAUUGAUAUGCUCUUUAUGUCUAGGAAAUUCCACCAAAAUGAUUUUGUCAUUGGAAUUCCAAGUUACAGAAUAAUUGGAACCGUUUAUAUAAUUUAUGCUGCUGCUUCCUACAAUGCUCAAUUUGAUUAGCUGGGACUUAAUCUCGUGCCCAACUAAGAAUUUUAGAUCUAUAGGACUAGAAGUUAUGUUCUCUAGUAAAAAGAGUUUGCUAACCUUGAGCAUUGGUUCACUUGGUCAUGUUCUCAACUUUAAGGUAUACGUUAUCAUAAGUUUAGGGUUUAAA